Molecule: messenger RNA, 3099 nt
Organism: Clunio marinus
Lineage: Eukaryota; Metazoa; Arthropoda; Insecta; Diptera; Chironomidae
Source: the annotation of a GenBank genome assembly
CUCAACGUUGAAUAACGCGACAACACGAAAGCGAAAAUGAACACACAGUUUAAGGUUUUUAAGCAUUGAGUCUGUUCAAUUUUCAAUAGCUUGAUCAAUCGUUCAGAUGCUCUGCUCGUAACGAGACGCGGAACUGUGUUAACUCGGAAUAAAAAAUAUUUCAUAGCUUCUAAUAGAAAAAAAAGAAAAUUGAUAAUUCAAAAAUAAGAAGCUUGUACGGUGUCACAUAUUUACAUGAAAAGUUACUGCUGCAUUCAUUAAAAAAAUAAAUAGAAAAGAAAUCGAAUAUAAAAAAGAAAUUAAUGUGACAAAAAAAAAAUCAUCAGAAAUCAGAAAUGCAAUCAAACUAAAGUGCCUCGAAAUUCAAUCAUAAAAAUAAAAAACAAAAAUCGUCGCAAAUGAGAAUAUUUUAAGCACAAAUCCGAGAAAAUUUUUUUUUCAAAUUGUGCCAAAAGAAAAUCAAAAAGGUUGUGAAAAAAUCAUUGAAAAUCGCUUAAUCGUGAAGUUUUUAUAUUGCUCGGAUCAAUACAUUUGAUAUUUAUACUUCAACGACCAACGAAAUUCCAUCCGUCAAAAUUUGUCCCUCAAAGUCAGAUUGUUUUCCAGGCCCCAGAUCUGCUACAAUACCAAUGCCAGCUUAUUACGAUAUGCUGGUAUCACAAAGUCCUCCGCUUUUUAGUCAUAGUCCCCCGACAGGAUUUUUAUCUGAAUAUGGCCCAAAUCGUUUUUAUGAGUCUCCGCGUUUUUGUCGAUCAGCGGCAGCUCUGACGCCACCAUCAGUCCGACGCUUCCCACCGCAAAGUACACAGCCCUCGUUAUAUCAGACACAUUUACAAAGCCUAACUCCAUAUAAGCCCACAACAUCAAAGCCAAAACGUUCGUGCCUCAUUGUCCGAUCUGAAGAUGCCAAACAUGAAACGAUCAGUGAAAGUAGUGAAGAUAGUGACGACGGGGAAAAAGCCACAAAGUCAAAGAAGAAACGAGUUGUUUUCGCAGAUGACAAAGGAUUGGAAUUGGAACAUGUUAAAAUAAUGUCAGAAGCAUCAACUCAACCUCCAACAUGGUCUUUGCAGUUUCUGGCGCAUGUUACUCAAGGGAUGAUUAGCCCAGAACCGCAUGAACAAUGGACAAUUGAUUUCCGACAACCUGCAUCGGAUUAUCUGGAAUUUAGACGAAAAUUGGAGGCAAACAACGUGUCAUUGGAAAAUGUUAUAAUCAAAGAAUCAGAAUCAACUGUGGUUGGAACUGUCAAGGUGAAAAACUUAAGCUUCCACAAGGAAGUAUUUAUUAGAUCAACCUGGGAUAACUGGAAGUCAAAAACUGAUACAUUUUGCACAUACUCACAAAUCGUUGGUGCAAGUGGUGCUUAUGUGAUUUAUGAUACCUUCUCAUUCAAACUCACAUUGCCGCCUCAUUCGCGCAACCUCGAAUUUUGUGUAUGCUUUCGUGCUGAUGGAAAGGAAUAUUGGGAUAGCAAUGGGGGAUCUAAUUAUAAACUCACAAACCGUGUGUCUGCUCAACAACAAGAGAAUGAAUUGGUGAUAAGACUCAAUAAUGCAACACUUGAAGAUAGAAGCAAAAAUGUGUCAAAUACAAACAGUGAUGGUGGAGCGAGUGAUCCUAUUGAAAUGCCAAAGCCCAAAUUUGGCUCGUGGUCAGAAUUUAGUACGCGUAACCAAGAACCUUUGCCCUACUGUUCGUCAUCUGAGAACAACGGCGUUUGCAGUGGCUUGUACAUUUCUUAAACCUUCCAAUAAAUUUAAUUGUCGGAAGGGAAAAUCGGCUCAGAAAAAGGAAAAACUUUUGAAAAUAAGCUCAUUUUUACAACAAACAUAAGUACAAAGUAAAAGUUAUUCCAAUGGAAACAAGCAACAAACAUAAAACAUUAAAUAAGCUUAAAAGCAGGCCGAAGAACGCAAUAAUAUUUUUUUUUAUAAUUGAUGUGAUGAUAAGUAUGGAAGCUCGAGUUCAGCAGCUGACGAAAGGUGCUCGUGAUCUUCCUUGAUCGGAUGCAACAUGGAAGUUACACUUAAGUAAACCAGUUUAACAAUCGUUGAACAAAAUUCUUUCUUUCUUUAUUUUUUAUUCUCCUUUAUAGUAAAGUCUGAUUAGUAAAAAACAUAUUAUUUAAAUGUUAAGAAGUGCGUUGGUUGAGCUCUAUGACCACACGACAUGUGCUCAAAUUGAUCUUGAAAUGAAACAAUUCUUAUUUAAAUGAAAAUGAAUGAUUUUGCAGGUCAAAUGAUAUACUCAACUUUGAGACUCGUUUUUUGUAUUUAAAUUGACCACGUCAUGUUAUUAUCGAGAUCAUCAAACGCACAUAUAAAAUAUAAGAUUCAUUUAAAAAACUUAUAAGUUUUCUGUCAGCUUCUUUCUCUCUAUAAGAAAACUGAAAAUCUUAGUGGAAAUUAUAUUUAAUUAAACAUGAACACAUUUGAAGCGAUAAUCGAAGAGACUUGUAUCGAAUAAUUAUGGAAGGAAAAGCAAAGAAAUUCAUAAAGUUUUUUAUCAAAAAAAAAAGUGAAAAUGAAACGAUAUGAAAAUUGGUUUAGAUUUUUGUGUAACUAGAAGACUGAUAAAUAACUGAUAACGCAAGAAAAUGGAUGUCCAUGCAUAAACCCUCAAAAACCUUAAGCGGUCCAUUUUACAUAUAAAUAUCUUUACUCAAAUUACAAUCACAAAAGUUAAUAUAAUGGAAAAGUUAUUCUUAAUUUCAUUACUUUUUUUUAUACUAAAUUGUAAAUGAAAAAAAACAAACGCAAAACUUAUAUUCAAGAAAAAAAAGAUUGUGAACUUUUAAGAAACUUUUAACCAUUUUUAUUAUCUUUAAAAUAAGAUUAAGCCAUAUGUGAAGAAACUUUGAAUGUCUCACAUUGUAGCAUAACUACGUUCAAAAUGAUUUAACUCACCACGGUGAGUCAAAUGCCAUGUAAAUAUUCUUUAUUAUAUCUUUUGUCUAUUUUGCUGUUGAAGAGUAAGAAAAGGCUCGUCAUGCAAAACAUUUUUCACAUUAUUAUCAUUAUCAAACUCAAUACGCUAUGUUAUGUAACUUCAGAAAAGUAAUAAAGAAACAGUUAUGUUAUAUUUUUAAUUAAUUUA